This is a messenger RNA of Leguminivora glycinivorella, 1966 nucleotides long. Its product is annotated as HIG1 domain family member 1A, mitochondrial-like. Bases 166 to 477 code for a protein of 103 amino acids. The transcript has 3 exons. Gene Ontology annotation, biological process: mitochondrial respirasome assembly. Gene Ontology annotation, cellular component: mitochondrion. The record is from RefSeq and is a predicted model, not a curated record. NCBI's taxonomy places the organism in Eukaryota, Metazoa, Arthropoda, Insecta, Lepidoptera, Tortricidae.
UUGCCGUCUGCACGGGCACUGGCGCUACUAGCAUCCGUCACCGCACCGCACCGUCAGUCAGUCUCACUCGCGUUGUUGAAGCUACGGCGCUCGUUUGCCACUAUAUCAUUGUUAACAUUACAAUACUUUUCACUUUUAUCAAUCUAAAUCCUAUAGAUUAUUAAAAUGGCCCAAGGUAAACCUGCGUUUGACUACCAUGAAGAGUCUCAAAGUGAGAAAUUGGCACGUAAAUCAAAGGAAUCUCCGUUUAUGGUUAUUGGUCUGGGCGGGCUGGCGGCGGCCGUGGGCGCGGGCGCGUACCAGUACAAACGGCGCGGCGCCAUGAGCACCAGCGUGUUCCUCAUGCAGUUCCGCGUGAUCGCGCAGGGCGCCGCCGUCGGCGCGCUCACCGCCGGCAUGGCCUACACGCUCUUCAGGAACCACUUCUUCAAGCCCAAGGAGGAUAUCAUCGCCACCAUCAAACCGAACGAACACUGAUGCUCACAUCAUCUUUGCAAAUCUGCUUGGCUGUUUUAGUUCAAUCCUUCCGCAAUCGUCAGCACAAUAGAGCUUGGCUGGCGUUCUCGCUGCACCCGCGUUUGUCUAUUUUACAAAGCGAAUGAUAUUUUAGGUAUAAAUAAUGUUGGUGCUCGAGGAAGUGAGAUUAGUGAGCAAGGCAAGAAUUGUGAUAUACUUUAUUUGUGUAGGUUUUAAACAUCCUAAUACACGCAGAAAGGUAAUACUUCUAUGCUGACCACCAGUACUGAACAAAUAGUACCACGGGUUAUUUAGGUAGGUACUUACUUAUUUUCUAAAUUACCUAUGUGUUACAUUUUAGUAAGUGCCGGUAUUUAUUACAAUUGUAAAAUAUAUUAUUGCCUUUAAGGAUUAAUAUAUGCUUUAAUGUAAAUACAUUUAUCUUAGCGCCAAAAUAUUAGGUAAUUUUAUUGUGAUGAUAAUGAGCGUGUGUGUUGUAAGGCGGAAUGUACCUUGUAAUUACAGUAGAGUUCAUAAAUACAUAUGUGUUCAUUUUUUCACCUUAUUGCAAAGAGCUAAGAUAAAUAAAUGUACACAUAAUUCUGAAUUCUACUGUAACUCCAUACUUUAGCUUGGGUUUAUAUUUAUAUGACUGAACCUAAAACGACAGUUCAAUUGCACGAUCUACUACUACUGAACAAUUGAGACAUAUUUUAUUAUUUAGUAAAGUAAAUUGGUUGGACAAUCACCUGUCGUUUUGUUUUGGUGUCUUUUACUGACGGUACCUACAGUGUCUCGUGUGACUCGUGUCUCCAUGCAUUUGAGCCAACAACUAUAAGAGAGGCGUUUGAAAUUUAAUUCUAAUUAAAUAAAUCAUAUUUUUGUUUUUCCUAAUAAAUAACUCUAAACAAUACGACAGUGUUUUCAAAAGAGAGGGUUGCCUUGCUUUGCCGUACCACAAGGGACAUCGCGAAGAUUCUUUAGGAUAUGCGGAGCGCGAGGUUGUAAAAUUCAAUAAUUCUGGAUACAAACUGCGUUGUUAAAUUAUUUAUUUAUUGUAUUAGUUACUCCUAAUAUGUGAUGAUGUUGAUGAGUGAUCACCGAUGAGAUGAUCCUAGCCUACGAAUAUCUAUUUAAGUAGGUCUGAUUCAGAGUUCGAAGAAAUUAUUUUUCUAUGCGUAUGUACGCCAUGGAAAACAAUAAAAUAAAAAUGUAUACUAUUGCACUAAUUCGAUUUCAACGACCUAUCUAGGCUGCUGGGUCUAACGACCUAUCAUCUGGGCUGGUAGUGGGUCUGGGUACCCUACCCGCCCAUGGGUCCCACAACACAAACCAUAUUGAGCUUACUGAUUUGGGGUCUGAUCCAUUAUUAAAUUUAUCAAUUAUUAUGUAUUUACUACAUAUUUCCUACAUCUGCGUAUUUUGUAAUAAAUUUAAUAACGGAGUUCGGCGAGUCUUCUUGUUAAUACAUGUUAAUAUGUGUUACUGCAUUAAAUUAUUGUGAAACAUC